This is a messenger RNA of Aureobasidium musti, 534 nucleotides long. Lineage: Eukaryota; Fungi; Ascomycota; Dothideomycetes; Dothideales; Saccotheciaceae. The record is from the annotation of a GenBank genome assembly.
AUGCGUCUCGAACUCCUCAUCGCCUCUGUUCUGGCAUGGACUGCCUCUGCAGCGCCCCUCCAAUCUCGCGAUCUUAUCAACGCCGAGACAAUUAUCUCCGACAUCAAAGGCAUCGAUGAAGGUGUCAAUGCUCUGACCGCAUCCCUCACGGCUUACAACGGCGGCUUGAUCGCUGAACUACCCAUCGGUGCAGACAUUGCUGCCAUUCACGUCGCCAAUCGCAAGGGCUACGUUGACGCAAACCUUCGAGCCACGCCUUUCGACGCCGAUGACUCGACUGCUAUCGUCCAAUACACUGCUUCCAGCGUCGGUGUGGAUAUUCCAGCUUCAGUAGAUGUUCUGGAAUCCAAGUAUGACGUGUUCGAGAGCCAGAAGGAUGUCAUUCUUGCUGGCUUGAAGUUGUUGAAGAACGAUCAUGAUACUUUUUCGGCGGCUCUGAUCUCGAAGAUCACUGCAGACAAGGAGAACGGAGAUGCUGCUGUUGCUGAGAUUGACGACGCGUUACAGAGCGCGAUUGAUUUGUACUCCGCUUGA